UUUUGGUCCUGUUUUUGUCUGCCCAGGCAAUGCUUGCUUCACUACAGUGGUAGAGAAAUGAAUGGAACCAGUUCUGAGUAGAUUUUCCAUAUUUUACUUUUAAUUUUGGGAGGUGAACUUGUUCUACUCUUAAUGCUGGAUAUAAUUAUGUUUUUCAUUACAGUAAACAUGAUUGUAAAGAUCACCUAUCAUGGCAAAAACAAUAUAUCUAGACAAUAUAUUCACUUCACUUCCUAAAAGUCACAUUCCCAGCCCAUUCCCUAAAUUAUCUGGCUGCCCAGGUGCUGUGUCACAGGAGGCUCCAGCACUGACAGCCAUCAGGCAGCAAUGUUACUCAGAAAGGCUGGAUACUAGUAUUCAAAUUUUGAUGCAGUAAGCUUUAAAAAAAAGGUUUUUCUUUUUCUAAUUUGAAUAAAAUCUGGACAUCGCCGUGUCUGGAUGUGACAUAAUGCAAGGUUAAUGUUUUUUUUUUUUCCUGAGUGAAAAGUCCCAUGAAAGCUGAGCUUUAAAGGCUUGAUGAAUUUCAUUUUAAACUGUCCCUAUGCUUCACUAAAAUACCCCCCACCAUUAGUGGAUUGAAGCGGAUGGUUCCUUUGGAAACUAUGCAAUUGUGAAGAAUAUCAUAUUACCAUUAUAUUCACAGCAGAAGAAUAUGAAGUGUGAGUUUGUUGAUUUACUACACUUGCACCACAUUUUCUCUGUCUAAAGUGAACGCUAUAAAACACAAUGAGACUUUGUGCGAUCAAUUAUAUACACAAUAGACAUGGACUUAAAUUAACUCUAUUUAUAGCCCCCAAUAAAGUACUGUGGUUAUAUAAAAAAGGGACUGCUGUACGCUUAAAAAAAACGAAUACAGUGCUCACCAGUUAGAACGCUCCUCAUUAUAGUGCGGAAUCGGUUAAAACACGGUAGGUCGUGACUCCCAUUUGCUCCAUAAUGCCAUUACAGUAGCCCUUUUAUACACGUUAUAAGGCGGAACACUAUGGCUCCCUACUAUAGCGUUAUACAGGGUGAGCACUGUAAUAAUGUUUAUAGUGUUUGUCAAUAGUUUGCAUAGCAAGACAUACACUCAAAAGAUUACGACAUGGAAAAGUAUACUUUUAUCGAAGAUUGCAGUUGCUGACAAAAUGGCAAUUUGAUGCAACUUUUUUGGCAUAUUGACUUACUGUAACUUGUACUUGAAGUGUUUUUUUUUUUUGUAUUUUUUUUAAAUGAAACAUUGCAGUUGAAUGUCCACUGUGGUUUAUUGAUCUUCUCUGGUGUCAGGCAGCAGCUCUGACAGUGAAGGACUCUCUCUAAGUGAGGAAGAUGAUGAUGGUGAUGAACACUUGCUUGGAGAUGCUACCUCCCCCCCUUGCUGAGUUACUGUCCUUCAAACAGGAAGCUGUUGGAGGAAAGCAUAAGGGGGAUCUCAGUGGAAUUGUACAACAGGUACUCUAAUUAUGUGAGUGCUGCUAUUCUGCGAACUGUGGUGUACAUCUUGUCGCUGGAUUUCACAUAAUGAACAUGGAGGUGGAGAUUAUGUUUAGUUUACAUGAGACAAGGUUCCUGGGUGUGAUCCUAAUCUGAUACUCUCAUCUUAACAUUUUAGAAUGAAAAAACUUUGAAAGCAGGGAGCAGUGAGAGUUGUACUGAUGGGUUUUGAAAAUGCAUGUUUAUCUGUGCUCUUGUGCGGGCCAUGGACUCGCCUCUCCUGUCUGCUUAGCUCACAGAAACACAGUUUAAUUCAUCUAAGUGGAAAAUGGGUCCUGUUGUCUCUAAAAGAUAUCAAUAUUAAUUAAAUUGCAACAAUAAAUCCCGACGGGAGUGGGCAGCUGCAUGUCCCGGGGAUGAGGGUCAUCGAGGUGAAGAACUUUCAGCGCAUCAAGAAGGUUUACUCUGUCAUUGACAUAAUUGCAAUGUCAUGGUAGUCACUGAUUGAAUAACUUCUAGCACAGUGCUCCUCACUAAAAUAUUGUGGAGGGCAACGCAAGUAACUCUGCAAUCUUUGGUGGGCAACAGAUAAGUAUUAUAGCCCCAUAAUCCUCAAACAUUAAAAAUAUGUUUUCAACUUUUAUUUGUUGGAACUUCGGAAUGAGUGAACUUGCUUGUAAAGCUCCGAUAACUCGGCUUAUAAGAAGUAGAUGUGGCUGACAGGCGAUGCUCUAGCCGGUCAUGGUGCAGUCUUUUUUGGUGGGAUACAUUUCUUGUGAUACUUUAAGGAAGAAUUCUGACAUAGAUAUGUCAAAUGUAUUGCUUCUUGUCAAACUCAGCUUGGAAUUCCAAAAGUUCUCAGUCUAACCUGGAGGUUUCAGUCCCCAUUUGUGCACUUCAUGCCAGUUAAGGGCUUAUGUUUAAAAUUCAUGUACCACUAAAAGAUGCUUCACUUACUACAAAUGCCUGCCCAAUUGUUUCGGUUAACAACCUCUCCUGGUAAUUUAGGGAAGCUGUCAGGUUUUUUAUUUGUUCUUUUCGAACUGUGAGUCUGAAUCUGUAAAGGUCCUCCCAUUUUCUGUUGCCUUUUUUACAUACAGUUUUUUGUUGUUGUUGUUGCCAGUUUUAGGCCCUCUUGAAGAAGGCUUGCAGCCCCAGGUAUACCUUCCUCAGAAAGUGCAGGGGGGCUCGCUCGCAGUUUAUCUGGGAGUGUCAAGGGGGUUCCAAUCGGAAGCUGUGCACCUUCCUCAGUUUGUAUUCCUGUGCACUCCAUUUUGUAUGGAAAUAGCCUCUUUAUUUUAAAUUAGAUCGUCCUAACUAUCACCUUUGUACUGUAGCGAGACGCCAACACGUCUCUGUGAAACAACAAUCAAUUAGAAAAGCAGGCUUGUGCUGGAACUGUUUUGAUUGGCUGAUUAACCUACAAAAUGUAAAAGUAGGCGGGUUAACGUGACAGCAGAGCAGGGAAUUUAACAAACCCCCCCACGUUUACUGCAAAUUCAGCCGUUGAAAACAUGACGAUUUACUGCAGAGCCAAGUUGUGUCUAGGAAUUCCCAAUUUGAAGUAUCCCUUCAUGUGACCUAUGGAGUAAUACAUAUUACAUACUGUUACACAUAUUAAGCAGAAAUGUGGGUUGACUUGGGGGGCCUUUACAGUAAGUAGACGUGUAAGUCAGCAUUCUGUUGGAAAAGGCCCUGAGAUUCACAAAGCCUUUCCCUCCAGUUAUUCAUUCCCUGUGCAGAUUCUGGCUCUGGGCUGAAGGAUCCAGAUCACUCAUGGCACCAAAAUGAACCAGCACAGCUUCCGCUCACACACCCUGCUCACCAUCACCAAGACUGGAACUGACCUCACAAGCGGAGCCAGGACUAAUGGGAAGCUGAACCUGAUGGACCUGGCUGGUUCAGAGUGUGUGUGGAAGUCAGGCGCAGAGGGAGAGAGGCUGAAGGAAGCUCAGAACAUUAACCGCUCCCUGCUAGCUGUUGGGGAUGUUAUCCAGGCACUGAGAGCCAAGCAGACACAUGUCCCCUUCCUAAACUCCAGACUCACCUAUCUGCUCCAGGAUUCGCUUGGCAAGGGCAAUAAGACAGUGAUGGUGGUGCAGGUAUUGUAGAGGAGAAAUAUAUGGUGAUGGUGGAGAACUGUUGAGAUAUUGACACACUGGGGCUCUGCAUAGGCAACAAGAUUGGGAUGGUGGUGGGUUUACACUGGAGAAUUGGGGAAAUAUAGCAAGACUUUGAUGGUUUAGUACACAGAUACACAGAAAGGGCUGGUUUGGAAACGUGGAGAGGAAUUAGGACAGUGAUGGUAUAGUCAAGGAAAAAGAAAGGAUAAAUCUUAAAAUGUUUUUUUUUUAAAUGUUUGUUUUAAAUUAAAUAAACAUAAAGACAUUUCGAGUGUGGACUUUUCACUGUUUUGUUUAGUUAUAUAAUAAUGGUCCACGCACCAAACAAGAGACUUUGAAAAAGUAUAUUAACUGCACAAGAGCAUUACUAGAAUAAAAUGUAAUGGAGCCAUCACUUUGACUUGUGACCUAAAAUGGUUGCCGUAUGUGAGUAUUUGGUUUCUGGAUAAUAAAGGCCUAACAACUCAAGAUAUUGGCUUAAUACUCAGUCAACAACUGCGGUUCUCUCUUUCACAAUCAAUCAUGAGUAUUGUACAAGAAAACUAACCCCUUUAUCAUAUUUCAGAAAGCACACUUGCAGGGUUAUACAGUAUAAAUCUGUAUGUUAAUUUGUUGUACCAUUGUUUUUCAGUUUGAAUUCUGUUUUAUUUGUGUUUAGGAUCUCCUCACUGGAGUCAAAUGUGGGUGAGACAAUGUACUCCCUUAAUUUUGCACAGAAAGUCUGUAAAGUGGAGCUCGGCCCAGCGUCACGAAAAAUAGAGUCUCCCGGCAGCUCAGACGUUUUCUCUUAGAAGCUACUCUCACUGCACUCUCUCAUCUAACAGCUGCAGCAGUGAAACAUUUUGGGCAAAAAUAAAUAAACACAUAACCCUCCGUGACAAUGGUGCUAAUGCUUGGGCUAUAAACUCCAUUCAGAGUGGAAGUUCGGUAACACAGCCGCGGUAGUAAAGCAGCUGUUUUUUAUGCUUGGUAGUGUCUUUCUACAGUGCCACACAACCUCUUCCUCUAUAGUCACGCAUUGACUUUCCUCUUUGUGCUAAAUAACACAUCAAACUGUUUACAGAGCAUUAUUAUAAUCAUUUCCCAUGUAGAGUAUGUUUAUCAUAUAUCACCAAUAUUGCUGAAAAUCUACUAUAUCCCUAUAAUGUCUUCCUGUUGCCCCUUCAAGUUUUUGGCAGCUUUCUACAUUGUAGUUAGUAGGCAUGCACACAGGAUAGCAGAGAAGUGCUGUAUAAUAUGGAGAAGUAAAUGACAAUGUAAAUCUUAUGACUGUGAAUGUUUUACCUUAUGAAGAAACUGUUUAAUAUCUGUGUGUGUGACUUGUA
This is a messenger RNA of Polyodon spathula (Mississippi paddlefish), 4861 nucleotides long. Its product is annotated as kinesin-like protein KIFC3. Bases 3201 to 3524 code for a protein of 107 amino acids. The record is from RefSeq and is a predicted model, not a curated record. The transcript is spliced from 2 exons. Lineage: Eukaryota; Metazoa; Chordata; Actinopteri; Acipenseriformes; Polyodontidae. Gene Ontology annotation, biological process: microtubule-based movement. Gene Ontology annotation, molecular function: microtubule binding; microtubule motor activity; ATP binding.